Electrophorus electricus (electric eel) is the source of this 3046-nucleotide messenger RNA. RefSeq names its product RNA binding motif protein X-linked 2 (gene rbmx2). Lineage: Eukaryota; Metazoa; Chordata; Actinopteri; Gymnotiformes; Gymnotidae. Gene Ontology annotation, biological process: mRNA splicing, via spliceosome. The record is from RefSeq and is a predicted model, not a curated record. Gene Ontology annotation, molecular function: RNA binding. Gene Ontology annotation, cellular component: precatalytic spliceosome; catalytic step 2 spliceosome; U2 snRNP.
GAACGUUUGCCACGCGGAAGAAAAUCCUACGUCGACAUAUCGAAAUUUGCCGGCGGAAGUGCUUGCAUGUGUGCAAGAAAAUAAACCUAGCUACAAUGAACCCGCUUACCAAGGUGAAGCUGAUUAAUGAACUAAAUGAAAGAGAAGCUCAUCUCGGCAUUAAAGACUCGGUGUCUUGGCAUAGCGAGUACAAGAACAGUGCCUGGAUUUUUAUUGGUGGAUUUCCAUAUGAGCUCACAGAGGGAGACAUCAUCUGUGUUUUCUCUCAGUAUGGAGAGAUUGUCAACAUUAACUUAGUACGAGAUAAAAAGACAGGCAAGUCAAAAGGCUUUUGCUUCCUUUGCUAUGAAGAUCAAAGAAGCACCAUACUGGCAGUGGAUAACUUUAAUGGUAUAAAGAUUAAAGGGCGGACCAUACGGGUGGACCAUGUCGCAAAUUAUCGCCCUCCCAAGGAUUCAGAAGACAUUGAUGAUGUCACCAAGCGGUUGCGGGAGGAUGGCUGUGCCCCCAAACUGCCUGCUGCUUCAUCAUCUGUGUCAGAGUCUGAGGAAGAGUAUCUUUUACCUAUGAAGAAACAAAAAAAGGAUAAGAAAGAAAAGAAGAAAAAGAAGAAGGAGAAAAAAGAAAAAAAGAAGUCAUUAAAGGAAGAGAGAGGUGAGACACAAGCUGAGUCUCCUUCAGCUCCUCCUUGGAAGGUGAAGAAACAGAGGGAGGACUCUGGGCAUGAGAGGUACACCCUGAAGGGGCCGCAAGAAUCCAGAGGGGAGCGACCUGGACAAGAGGCGAGAAACCCACGGGAGCGACUAGAGGAAGCAGAACGAUCCAGAGAGCAACAAGGCAGUGGCAGGAGAGGGGAGAGAGACAGAGGGGAUGACAGGAGGGUGGACAAGAGCCGAGAGGAGGGCAGAGGAAAAGAAGAUGGCCGUCUGCACGAGAACAGAGAAAGGGAAAGGGAGCGAGACAGGGGCAGAGAGGGCGACAGGGAACGAGAGAGGGAGCGAGACAGGGAACAAGAGCGAGAGCAUGACAGGGAACGAGAGAGGGAGCGAGACAGGGAACGAGAAAGGGACAAGGACCGGCAAAGGGAGAGACACAGUGGUAGGGAGACUGAAAGAGAACGAGACAGGGAUGUGGACAGAGAGAGGAGAGACAGGGAAAGAGGGAGAGAUUGGGAAAGAGACAGAGAUCUGGACAGAGGGAGUGCUAAACACAGAGACCACAGCGUAGACAGGCAGUAUAGAUGGAAUUGAAUUAUGCAGAGCAACUCCACCAGACACUUGUGCAUGCAUUUGGUCCAGAAGAUGCUCCUGUUAUCCAACACAUGUUAAUUCUUCAAUAUAGUUAAAUUGGUUUUGCUGGGGGGUUUUUUGUUUGUUUUUUUUUGCAAUACAUUUUUAUGUUUGUGGUAAUUCUUGCAAAUAAAUGUUUCAAUUUGCUACACAUGUAUAUUUGACAUAAAUAUUUUAUUUUACUUUAAAUUGAUACGAAGAACAAAAUAGAUUUAUGGGUAAUACAACAAAAUUUCAUUUUUCUCAAAAGCAUAAGUGGUACCAUCAGAAAAAAAGUUACAUAUAGCUUUAAUUCUGUAAUGAACUUUAACUCAUGGAAGGUAUUUUUAUUUUUAAAAAAGGUUAUACAAGACCCAACAGAUAAUGUGCACAUUACCAUCUUGUACCCGCUCAACAGGAAUUCAAUAGCAUUUCUGCAUUGCUAAUAUUACAAUCAAAUAAUCUCUAUAGCCACAUUAACAUAUUUAGCAACCCAAGAAGCAAAACUACACAAAUAUACUCUGAAUAAAUUAACAUUUCUCAAAUGAGAAAGGAAUGUUGGACUGCUGUUUCUCCUAACACUGAUCUUAACCAAUGCCAGCCAAAGUUGCAGAAUAUGAAAGAAAUGAAGGAGUUUGGUUAUUUGAUGACAUCUGGAAAGCUAAUAUCUACUUUGUUAAUGUCAUCUAGUCUAGCUCCAUAAACAUGGAAGGGCGUGAACUGUUAUCCCCACAGGUGAGGAAUGCAAGUGGAUUAACCUGACAUGAUUAAUCAUGUCAUCAUAGUCCUGAUGUUCUAUUUCUUGCCUGGUUUUUAUCAUAGUGCUUACAGAAUAUCCUCCUAAUAUACACAGUAAACAACUGCUGAGAUUUGUAUUUGGUUAAAUUAUUACCGCUGAGCUUAUGGUCACUAGAUGAAUGUGAGUGCUAAUCACAUAUGGACCCAGAGAUGUGGACAUUUUCAGAAAUCUACUUUCCCUGCUAUAGUUAUUGUAAUAGUUAACAGCAUUACUAAAAGUAGAAUUUAAUCACAGAUGUCACAAUAUUAGGUCUUUGGACUGAGAUUUGUGUAAUUCUGUAAAAUGUCUUUUCAAUUUCCCUUCAAUGUUUAUAAAAAUGAAGAUACAUCAUUUCAGAAUUUACAGAAAGAAGCAGAAGAAUUUGGUGAGGCAGACCUUUCCACAUACAUAAAUACUUGAACAAAUAUUUUUAACGAGUAGUGAAAACUUCACAUCCCAGAUUUUACAGUUGCACAAAUGACAACAAAGAAAGACUCACUCCUUUCCUGGGUAAGGUGAAGUUACUCCCUAUUUCUAUGUCAUAUGCAAACAGACACAUUACUUAUUCCCCUAAAAAGGUGAUAAUUUUCAGAAGUUAUUUUAAAGUCUGCAUGGAAAGCAUCAAACCAAUUUAGGACUUGCCAGUAGCUCUGUCAUGUAAAUAGAGUAUAUUUCUACUCUAUGGUUCUCACUAGUUUAUUAUCAGUGAUCUAGGCAUUUACUGUUGCUGCCGUGAUUGGGAGCUAAGACAUACCCCUCAACAGACUACCUGCUCCCAUCAUCAGAAUGCAUUUAUUCAGUGUCCUGUCCAUUUCUAUUAAGGGGUGUCUGGUCUGGAAUAUUGGGGGUUUGAAACAGAUGGCAGUAUUCUGACGACGUGUGUGCUGGGCUGCUAAAAACAUAUUUGGGACUUAAUCUAGAAAACAUGUUAAAGACCAGGCUGGAUUUGGAUAUGGAAAUUAUAUUAUAUUAAAAAUUAUAUUAAAUAACCUAUUACUAA